AUGGCCGCCGUCCAGCUUCUUGCGUUGCGCCCCAACAGCGUUACCGUAGAAGGCGUCGCAUAUGGCUCCUCAACGACCCGAUAUGGGACAAAGGCGACUGGGUGGGAUGAUGGCGCGGAGGACAGCUGUUCUGGUGUCCCCUGGUCUGCUGAGGACUUGCGCAUCCGCAUGCGCUGCAUUGCUUCGGCCUGGACACAACUUCGGGGCCUGGUGGCUUCUUCACAAGUCUCGAAAGUCCAUCUGACAUCAACACGCAAAUUCAUAUUACCAAGCCUCACCCCCAAAUGGGCUCGUAGCUUCCACCCAUCUUCCACGUCCGAAUCCGACUUUUUGGAUGACGCGCCCAUAUCGGACCCAAGCCGAACUGGUGACCGACCGAGUGAGCGAAAUUGGGCAGAUUCUGGUCUUGGCGACACGCCUUCACAGGCCGAGUCCGAUCGUCGCAGGCACAAGAUGCCUGCACCUGCUCUGGAGGUCAACAAAGUGGAGGAGUCAAACUGGGGUCCUGUAUCGAAGAAGGAGAAGAAAAAGAAGGGAAGGGUUGCCUCUGCUCUAGCAGCCUUUGAGCCGGAGCCUCCAAAGAAGGUGGAACCAGAGCCUGAGCCGGAGCUGGAGCCGGAACCGGAGCCGGAACCAGAACCGGAAUCAGAGUUAGAGCCAGAGCCGGAGCCGGAAAAGAAAGAGGAAGAAAUCAUCUUCAUGACAAAGAAGGAGAAAGAAAGAAAAAAGGAAAGUCGGCGGCUGUUAUGGAGCCCGAGGUCGCUAAAGAAGAACCCGCCAAGGUCGAGCCGGAGGCCGACCUAUGGUCUACGGCCAUCACCAUCACCAAGAAAGAGAAGAAGAAGAAAGCCAAGGUGGUGGGGCCGGAGCAAGAACCUGAGCCUGAGGCAGACCCAGAUCCAGAGCCAGAACUAUUGCCCCCUGCCCCUGACCCACCUACUGACGAGCCCGAGGACAUGUGGAGAUUUGCUCUCAAAAAAGGGAGAAAAAAAGAAGAAGGGCAGCAAGACUAUCGAGCCCGAAACGAUGCCUGACCCCUCCGCCCGGGAGCUAGAGGAUGAUCCAUUGAGUUUUUCUACGAAAAAGGACAAGAAGAAGAAGAAGGGUAGCAAAGCUGUCGACCCGGAGCCGGAACCUGCGCCUGAGCCUGAGGAACCGGAAGCAGAGGUGGAAGCGUGGGGGAUCUCUCUCAAGAAGGAGAAGAAGAAGAAGAGCAGUAAGGCUGUUAAGCUUGAGCCUGAACCCACGCCCGAGCCUAGGGAAUCGGAAACGGAACCAGAGUUUGACCCGUGGGGAAUGUUUGUCAAGAAGGAGAAGAAAAAGAAGAGCAGCAAGACUGUUGAGCCUGAUCCUGAACCUGUGUCAGACCAUCCAGAUCCAAAGCCAGAAGUGGAGUCGUGGGACCCCCCUUCAAAGAAGGACAAGAAAAAGAAGAGCAGUAAGACUGCGGAAGCCGAACGCGAACCUACGCCCGAGCCCCCGGAUCCGAAACCAGAGGCUGACACGUGGGCCUUUUCUCUCAAGGACAAGAAAAAGAAGAGCAGCAAGGCUGUGGAAUCUGUACGUGAGCCUACGCCGGAACCCCUAGCCCCAGGACCUUCUGCCGUCGAGACAGAGGACGACACAUGGGGAACUACGAGCAAAAAGGACAAGAAGAAGAAGGGGAAACACGUAGAGCCUGAGCCAGAGCCGGAGCCUACGCCUGAACCAGAGCCAGAACCAGUAGUCGACCUGGGCGACAACAUGUGGCCGACAUCUUCUAAGAAAGACAAGAAAAAGAAGAAGGGCAUUGGUGUAGCUGAAGAGGAGCCAGAAAAGCACGAACCUGAGCCGGUGGCUAGUUUUGGCGGCUGGAUGGGCUGGGGAGGCAGCGCGAAGACCAAGAAAGAGACCAAAAAGAUCAAUAUUUCGGACGAGCUUGACAACGCCGAAGCUGACGCCAAGAGUGGGGAAGCUGAGGACGAUUUACUCGAGUUUCACGACAGCCACGGCUCGGUCGACGACAAGCAUGAUGACAACCCCCCGGAAGAGAUUGCCGAAGAGGAGGAAGAGGAGGAAGAGGAAGAAUCGUGGCGCUGGGGUAUCGGCAAGAAAGUGAAAAAGAAGAAGGGCAAGGCGGUGGCGGAAGCAGAACCUGAAAUCCCAUUACGUGCUCCAACACCACUUGAUGAGGAAGAGGAAGAAAAGGCGCCAGUCAGCAACGGCUUCUGGGAUGACGAUUUUGGUUCCCUGUCGAAGUCGAAAUCAAAGGAAAAGGAGAAGGAGAAGGAAAAGAAGAAGGAGCCCAAGCUGAGCAAGAAGGAACAAGAGAAGCUUGAAAAGGAAAAAAGAAAGGCAGAGAAAGAGAGGGCAAAGAAGGAGGCGCAAGAGGCGAAGGAAGCAGAGGAGCGCGCCGCCCGCGAAGCUGAAGAGGAAGCGGCGCGAGAGGCGGAGGAGGCUGCUCAGCGCGAGGCAGAAGAGAAGGUCCGCAUCGAAGCCGAAGAGCAGGCUGCUCGUGAGGCUGCAGAGGCCGAGAUAGCAGAGGAGGAGGCGAGGAGGACGAUGCUCCUAGAAAAGAAGGAAAGGAUGCGCAAACUCCCCAAGAAGGAGCAGCGGGAGCUGGAUGCUCUGAACCAAAGCGCCAGCAAGCGAGCCGAAGAGAUCGCUGCCAAGGAAGCCGAAGAGGAGGCAGCGCGUGAGGCGGAGGAGGAAGUGGCGCGCGAAGCGCAAGCUGCACGCGAGGCUGAGGAGCAAGCUGCACGAGAGGCAGAGGAAGAGGCAGAGCGCGAGCGUGAGGAGGCAGAGGCUGCAGAGGCUGCCAAGAAGUCCAAGUCCAAGUCAUCAGAGGAGGAAGUCGACAUGUUCAAGGAAAUCGAGGAUGACCUGGUCAACCUCAGCCCCGAACAGAUCGAAGCGAUCUUGGCACCAAAGGUCGAGCCCAAAAGCGAGCCCAAGAGCAACGGGACUUUCAGCUUCUGGGGGUCGUCCAAGAAGACAGGUUCGUUGCCUGAGGCAUCGCCAGCGGAGGCCGUUGCCGAGGCUGAACCAGUAGCGGCAGAAACUGAGUCAGCCGAUCUGUUGGACAUGCGGCAGGACGCUAAGAGCACCAAGACCAGUAAGAGCUCAAAGAGGAGUAGCGUGGUUGAGGAGGUGACCAAAGACGCGCCACCGAUCGCGAGGGAAGUCGUGUCAACUUCCAAAACCAAGAAGGGCGUCAGCGGCAAGAUUUCCGACCGCCUGAAGCUGUUUGAGGCUGCAGCGAACGAUUGGGACGAGCCAAUUGUCGACGAAGCACCACCGCUUCGAUCGCUGACCUUGCCGCCACCACCUCCACCGCCAGCGGAGCCAACGCUGUCCGAGAAGAAGAAAUCAAAGAGAGACAGGGCAGCACCGGUUAUUGUGGAAGAGCCGGAAGCAGCCCCACAAGCAUCUUCAUCCCGGAAGGCGCCCUCGCGCUGGUCUUUCGGAUCGCCGCUGAGCUUCUCGGUCGAGGAGAGCGAGAAUGUUGACGAGGCGAACAGGCUAGCCAACGAAGACGAAGACGAGAUUGUUGCCGUUAUCGACAUGGCAUCAACGAAGAAACCGGGCAAGAAGGGCGCUACAAGCAAGGCGGCCAAGGCCAAAGCUUCAGCCGCUUCUGUGCCUCCACCAGCACCCGUUGCACCGACUGCAGACCCUGCCAGCCCCCCCACACCGCCGUAUGAGCCAAAAACGUCGAAAAAGGAUCGCCCCAAGAUCAGUCGCGAUGGAACGUCUUGGAAUAUGUGGUCGUCCGCCGCACCGGCUGCACCGCCAGCACCACCUGCACCACCCGCACCACCUGCACCGCCGACCAGCGUGCCGACGAAGCGGCAGGUGAAGCUGCCGCCAACAUCAUCCCGGCACCACAAGGCGGAGGUGAAAAAGGACAGAGAUGAAAAGGCAAGCUCCUCAAAAGACUCGUCUGGCUCAGACAAGGCUGAACGGUCUGACAAGGCAAAGGAUGUGCCGGCCAAGGCCAUGCGGCGCCAGAGCGUGUUCACCAGCACGCCACCGAUAUCGCGCUCUGCCACGAUGCGGGAGACACGGGAGAAGCACCAUGGCGUGAGCAACGGAAGCAGGGCAACACGACGCAACUCGGUCGAUGUUACGAAUGGGCCCGCAUCGCCACCGCCGGAGCCAGCAGACAUUGUUGGAAAGGCAGCCAGGAUUCUUGGAGUAGGCCGUUCCGGAAGCCGGCGGACUUCCAAGCACGUUGAAGAGGAUGAGCAGGGCACCACAGACGCUGAGCCGGCUAUCAUGCGGUCGGAGCGACGCAGAGCAAAGGUAAAAAGCAGAGUGCACGAUAGCCGUGAUUAUGCGGAGGAUCGAGGCGCUGAUCAUCAUUAUCGUCGUCAGCAUCACCGCCAAGCAGAAGAAGAAGUGAUAGUGGACCCUCUGAGCCCGCCGAAGCGUGCGGAUUCCACGUCCGCAAAGCGAUCUGGUUUUGCCGGCUUAUUUGGAAAGCUGAACUCAGCACCGGCAGCACCGGCAGCACCGAUGCCGCCUCGCGACUUGCGACCCGAAGUACGACCCGAAGCACGGCGGCGACACACCGUACAUAAUGCGGCAGACGGGCGGGAUGGGGCUGGCAUGGGAGACGCAGAGCAGGAGGCGCGCCGCGCUGCUCGUCGGGCACGCCAUGCGGAACGGGAGGCAGCGGAUCGGAAAGCAGCGGAGCGUGCGGCAGAAGAAGCACGCCGGGCCAAGGAUGAAGAACGACGCGAGCGGCGACGGAAACACGCAGAAGAGGCACGGCGACUCGAAGAACGGGAAGCACGCAAGGCAGAGCGCCGGGCAGCAGAAGAGCGGGAGGCAGCUGAGCGCGAACAUGCAGAUCGUGAGCGAGUAGAGCGGCGACGGUUGCGCAAAGAGCGAGAGCGGUCUGAGGCCGAAGCGGAAGCCGGACGACACGCGGAGCGACGACACCGCCACCGGACAGAAGUGCACGCGCCGGAGAGCGAGCGAGAAGACGAGGAAGAGCAACGUCGUCGGCGGCGAGCCGAGAAGAAGGCGAUGCGCGAGGCCUCGGACAAGAAGAAGACGUCGUCUCGGCGGCAGUCGGAAGCGGAAGAACAGCACGUAUACUCGCGCCACGACCGGGAGAAGCGGGACAGACACGGGAAGCAGCCGAGCUGGCCGCACUCGGGCACGUCGUCGUGGGUGAAGGAGCACUCGGACGCACCGCCGCCACCAGUAGUAGGCGAUGCCGAAGCGGCAGCAGCAGAGGAAGCGGCACGGCGAGAGCGACGCGACCGGCGCCGCCACAGCCAACGCUACCACGACGGCGAGGCGACGGCAGCCGAAGACGACGGGCGUCGACGCAAGGAGCGACGGGAAGACCGACGCGGCGACGAUCGACGCGGCGAAGACCGGGACCGCGAACGAUACUAUCGGGACCGUGAUCGUGGUGAGCGCACUCGUGGUGACCGUGGCGAACAAAGACACGAGCCACAGGCCGGAUCCGAAGGCAGCGACGUUCGCAAUGGCGCCGCUUUUGACCCGACGCCGCGGAACACCUGGUGGCGAAAGUUUACGGGAGCUUGA
Grosmannia clavigera kw1407 is the source of this 5544-nucleotide messenger RNA. RefSeq lists its product as uncharacterized. NCBI's taxonomy places the organism in Eukaryota, Fungi, Ascomycota, Sordariomycetes, Ophiostomatales, Ophiostomataceae. The record is from RefSeq and is a predicted model, not a curated record. The transcript has 4 exons. Bases 1 to 5544 code for a protein of 1847 amino acids.